UCAGGCGGCAGUGGGCGGCGCUGGGCCGGGCAAGACUCCUUCCCUUCCCUUCCCGUCCCUUCCCUUCCCUCCCCACCCCUUUCACCACCUCACUGCGCUUCGGAACAUGGCGGCGGCAAUAACGGUGGCGAGGCGCUGAGGGAGCGCCAGCGCUCGGCGGCCGGCCGCAGAGGCCUUCCCCAGAGCAUCUUCCUAUUCGACAGCCAACGUGCAUGCAUGUGGAAGAGAUCUGCCACAGAAUGUGGCAGUGGCCACCACCAGUUUGGAUGGCCUUAACAGGGAUUUGGAACCGUUGAUGAUAAUACCUUGGAGGAGGAAGCCGAUUUGUUGUUAGUGGUGGGAUCUCGAUGGACCUGGAGGCAUACCUUCAAAUAACAGUUAGGAGAAGGCUUUUGCCUUCACAGCUUGCUGUUGGGCUUUGAUCUGGAAGCAUUUGGCUGCCUGCUGUUGGAAACAACACGUCAGAGUUGAUGGAUCAAGGAAGUGGGCGUGGUUCCUCUUUCCAGAUCGAUCAUUUGAGAUGCUGGUGAAGGUCACCUGUCCGACAAUUUCAGAUUGGUAAACCUAAGUCAUUUCCAGAGUAACAACUUGUAACCGGCAGUAUAAUGCGGAAGCCAAGCCCUCAGAAAGCAAUAGACUGGAAAGAUGGAAAAAAGCACAAGUAUGGGCGCCUGUCAGAACCUCCUUCGCAGUACCAAGGUCACUUUGCUUGGGAUAAAUACUUGAAAGAAACAUGUUCCAUCCCAGCUCCUGCCCAUUGCUUCAAGCAGUCAUACACACCACCAACCAAUGAAUUCAAGAUCAGCAUGAAGCUAGAAGCCCAGGACCCCAGAAACACCACUUCUACUUGCAUUGCUACUGUGGUGGGACUCACAGGUGCCCGUCUCCGAUUGCGCCUGGAUGGCAGUGACAAUAAGAAUGACUUUUGGCGUCUUGUGGAUUCUGCAGAAAUUCAGCCCAUUGGCAACUGUGAAAAGAAUGGAGGGAUGCUGCAGCCCCCUUUGGGGUUUCGGCUGAAUGCUUCCUCUUGGCCCAUGUUUCUCCUGAAGACUCUGAAUGGAGCAGAAAUGGCUCCUGUUCGGAUUUUUCAUAAGGAACCACCAUCUCCAUCCCAAAACUUCUUUAAGAUGGGGAUGAAACUGGAGGCAGUAGACAGGAAAAACCCUCACUUCAUCUGCCCAGCCACCAUUGGUGAGGUGCGAGGUUCUGAGGUCCUCAUCACUUUUGAUGGCUGGAGGGGAGCCUUUGAUUACUGGUGCCGCUAUGAUUCUCGCGACAUCUUUCCCGUCGGCUGGUGUUCACUGACUGGAGACAACUUGCAACCCCCUGGAACAAAAGUGGUGAUUCCAAAGAGCCCAUUCCCACCCCCUGAUGUAAUCUCUGAAAAGAGCAGCAUGCACAGUGGCACAAAGACUAUUUUGGAACAUCAGACAGGACAAAGGGGGCGCAAGCCUGGUCGUAAACGAGGCCGGACACCAAAGGCUCUGACCAGUCAUCCUAUCCCCACCCCUUCCAAGGUAGUAGAGCCUUUGAAAUUCCCCAAGAAGAGGGGACCAAAGCCUGGCAGUAAGAGAAAGCCUCGAACAUUAUUAAAUCCAGCACCCACCUCCCCUACAACCAGCACUCCUGAACCUGACACUAGUACAGUACCACAAGAUGCAGCUACUAUCCCUAGUUCUGCUAUGCAGGCCCCUACAGUUUGUAUCUACUUGAAUAAGAAUGGUGGCACUGGCCCUCAUCUGGACAAAAAGAAAAUCCAGCAACUGCCUGACCAUUUUGGGCCAGCUCGAGCAUCUGUGGUUCUGCAGCAGGCUGUCCAGGCUUGUAUUGACUGUGCUUACCACCAGAAAACUGUCUUCUCAUUCUUAAAACAAGGCCAUGGAGGAGAGAUCAUUUCAGCUGUAUUUGAUCAUGAGCAGCAUACUCUGAACUUGCCAGCAGUCAACAGCAUCACCUAUGUACUCCGCUUCCUUGAGAAACUCUGCCACAACCUGCACAGUGACAACCUCUUUGGGAACCAGCCUUUUACUCAGCACCAUGUGCAGCAUUCCCGCGAGUACGACCACGACAGGUACCUGCCAGACAGGAGCAUUUCGUUAGACGGCUCUCUGCAGGGACCAGGCCGGGGUUCAAAGAGAUAUUCCCAAGAUUCCCCUCCAUACAGUGCUCCUCUCUCCCCCAAGUUACCAAAGAACGAUCAUCACCCUUUGGAAGGUGAAACGUUUGUGUUGAGCGAUGGCCUGCCAGGUCCCUUGGAGCCUCGUCUGGACCCUCUGGACUCUGCCCUGAAUGCCGUCAAUGCAUCCAGUCCCAGCAGGAAUGCAAGAGACUACCGACUUCAGGGGUACAGGCACCUUCACCAGCCCUCCAGCCUCACCCAGUGCAGUGGCUCCUCCUUGCAUAGGCUUAGUGCUGCAGGUUCUGAAAGAUACCUUGGCCCUCGAGACAUCUCACGGUUGGGCACCCGGGACCCCUCUGCCUGGACAGUAGAAAACGUCAUGCAAUUUGUGAGAGAAGCUGAUCCCCAGCUGGGUCCUCAUGCAGACCUCUUCCGAAAACAUGAGAUCGACGGCAAGGCCCUGCUGCUGCUGCGCAGUGACAUGAUGAUGAAGUACAUGGGCUUGAAGCUGGGGCCAGCACUGAAACUCACCUACCACAUUGACAAGUUAAAACAGGGCAAAUUCUGAACAAGGUUCAUCCUGGCACAGUCUCGGCCGAAGUGGCACCCUCGGCUCCCCAUGCAGGCUGGUCAUGCAUGCCUACGUUCCUCGCCUUACCUGUAACAGUGCUAUGAGGACGCCUUCUUUGCCAGCGAGGAGAAGGUGGAGAUCUGGAGGAAGACCCUGGGCACCCCCACUCAAAGGAGACUUGCGUUUAGAUUCAUUGGCAUAAAAGGGUGGAUGCUGCUUCUGCUUUCUGCCAGUGGAGACGGGACCACAAUCCACCUUACCAGGAAGACAGUGCUUCUUCGCACAUACUUGGAGCUCUGGCAGAGCCACACUCAUGUCAGACCUGGCUGUUCGGCCUUCUUUUUCAGAUGUACCAUGUUCUUUUGCCCCCCCCCGCCCCCAGGGAUCCUCUUCAGGCAAUGACUGAGUGCCAGGAGGGGUUCCUCGUUCGGUGCCAUACAGAGCAGACUGACUGCAAGGAGCCAGCUCUGGCAAGAGACAAGCAGCUGCUGCUAACGUGAUCGUUCACUCCGCUGGGCGCCAAGGCUGGGGAGGUUAUGGCAGAGGCCCCGCACCCUGCUCGUCCCACUAUCUGAGCAUAGUGCGUGCGCUCACUUGCUCGCUCGCUCGCUCUCUCUCUCACACACACACACACCUCUUGGUGCUGUCAGGCCUCUUCCUGUGCGGAGGCCACAAGCUAGCAGUUUUCCUGUGCUGCUGGCCUGAGGACAGAAAGCUCUAAUAUUUAUUUCAAGCAAGGACUUGGGGAGGAUGCUUACGCUGGUGCAGCAGUGGAUCUGUUGCAGUCUCCAUUGCCCACCUUUGGCGCUCUCCCAAGCGGGCUGGGUGCAGUCGCAAGGGAAGGAAGUGCAGUUCCCCUUACCCAGGUGUCAGAGGACACUCAGCUGAGCAGCCCAGUUUUUUUCUUAAGAGUCUCAGAUGUUUUUCUACUUGCUAUAGAAAUGGCAACUGUUUAAACUUUUUUUCGGAGAAAUUAAAUGUUUCUUAUUCCACAAUGGUACCAUGAAUUUUUACCCCUCCAGUUCAUGCUGUCAGAGCCUUUCAGUUGUAGCUACCUGACGGGUGAAAGGGAUGUCAGAUGGAUGGGAAACAGAUAUUUUGAUGGUUUGUCCUUCCCCAGCUCAAGCGGGGAACAUGAAUUGUUUUGUUUGUAUGUAUUCUGGAAAAUGUUUAAUGUAUUUAUUUUUAUGGCACUUGCAGUGGCCCUCCUUGUUCCAUAUAGUAGAGGGCUGUUGCUGCUGCCAGGUAAGAAUGAGAAAAGAACAUAACAAGCUCGUGCCCCCUACGUUCUGCCCUCCAGGUCCUUGACUGAAGCCCUUUUCUUUGCUUUCAGAAAGUAAAGCCAUGGUAGUGGUUGUUAUUUCCUCCAUUAGCUCCUUGGCCAUUUGCCCUGUCCUUUGGUUCCCAAAGAAGAAAAUGGACCCUGUGCUUCAGUUGUGCUUGGCUAUUUUUCUGCCCCAUACUGGGGGCAGGGCAAUGGAAGGUGCACUUCUCUCUUCCCAAGUCACAUACCCCACUGCCCAUCCUGUGGAUGAUUCUUCCACCCUCCCAGGUGUUGUGGAAGAGGUGCUUUCUAGAUUUCCCUAGAACAGAUUAGAAGUCAAGCUGAAAAUGCAAAAAAGAACAUAAUUCCAGCCUCUGAAACAAGCAAUGAAAAUUCACAGGCAAUAAGCCCAAUGCGGAAAGGAGUCAGAGCUCAACUGCAGUGCAAUGGAGUCGUGUGACUCGGUCAACAGCUGGAUUGGCCAGUACAGCCCUUGUGAGGAGAGGGUUCCCUGCUCUGCUAUUACUGCCUGGCUGCAGAAUUCCGUUUCUGUGAGCACCACCUACUUAUACGUAGCAGCGAGGGCCCUGCCAAUAUUCUUUUCUGCACUUAAUCUGUUGAUUUGGUUUAUAAAUAAAAGGAAAAAAUAGUA
This is a messenger RNA of Varanus komodoensis (Komodo dragon), 4606 nucleotides long. RefSeq names its product Scm polycomb group protein homolog 1 (gene SCMH1). Gene Ontology annotation, cellular component: nucleus. Gene Ontology annotation, molecular function: protein binding. Bases 606 to 2687 code for a protein of 693 amino acids. Gene Ontology annotation, biological process: regulation of DNA-templated transcription. The transcript is spliced from 17 exons. The record is from RefSeq and is a predicted model, not a curated record. NCBI's taxonomy places the organism in Eukaryota, Metazoa, Chordata, Lepidosauria, Squamata, Varanidae.